CAGGAAGUAAACAACAGUCAGCGGAACGGACAACAAGACGGAGAAAGGACCAGCUCUCCAAAUGACGUCCCUGAUUUGCACUUUACAAGACCAUCGAGACGAUGUCAACUGGUGUGCCUUCUCCGGCAAACUGUUGGCCACGUGCUCAGGGGACAAAACGCUCAGGAUAUACAACACCCACGACUUCUCGGAGCUGCCUUUCUCGCCGCUGUCGGGGCAUGGCUACGGCGUCCACUGCUGCUGCUUCACCCCCUGCGGACAGUUCCUCGCCUCAUGCUCGACUGAUGCGACCACGCUGGUCUGGUCCAUGGACACGGGCGAGAUCGAGGCCGUCCUGGAACAUCCUGGUCGCAGUCCCGUGAGGAUCUGCGCGCUGUCUCCUGACUCUGCCCACCUGGUUUCUGGUGCAUCUGAUGGCACUUUGGCUCUGUGGGAUUUUGCCUCCAGACAGCUGCGCAAGACCGGAGCAGUGAGUGACACAACGAUGGUAGCCUGCUCCUUCAGCCCGUGCAGUCAGCUGUUCGUGACCGGCUCCACCUACGGAGACCUGCGCCUGUGGAAUCUGGACAUGAACCAGCUGCACGCGGAGAAAAACGCCCACGACCUGGGGGUCACCUGCUGCACCUUCGCUCCGACCAUCCUCAGUGGUGGUCAAGUUGUGCAGUUUCGCCUGGCGUCCUGCGGGCAAGACAGUCACCUGAAGAUCUGGGCCAUUAACAAGUUCAGCUCUGGAGCCUGUAAGAUGCAGCUCCUGCACACAUUAACGGGUCAGUCGGCUCCGGUGCUCUCCUGUGCGUACUCCUCAGACGGCCGGCUGCUUGUGUCCGGCUCUGUGGACAAAACUGUUACAGUCUACGACGCCGAAAAUGCAGUUUUGCUUUACACGCUGAACCAGCACGAGAGGUACGUGACGGCGUGUUCCUUCUCUCCGACUUCACCGCUGAUUGCUACAGGAUCUAUGGAUAAGACUGUAAACAUCUGGAGGCUGGAGGACGGAUGCAGUGGCCAUGGCGGGAAGUCGUUUGCCGAGAAGUCUGCUCUGACAUCAAGUGAUGGGAGAACCUCAGCGGGCCGGUCGAAGCUGCUGGUCAGCGAUUGGUCAGAGGAGGAUGUGUCAGCGUGGCUGGUGGAGGAAGGCCUCGGGGGACUGGUCGACGCGUUCACGGCCAACAACAUAGACGGGACAGAGCUGCUCAGCCUCACCAAGGAAACGCUGGCGUCAGAGCUGCACAUAGAGUCAGUUGGCCUGCGCAGUAAACUCCUGAGGAAGGUGGAGGAGCUGAAAAGUGAUUCAGUGUGUUCAGGCAUUCCCGAUGAGUUCCUGUGUCCAAUCACCAGAGAGCUGAUGAGGGAGCCGGUCAUUGCUGCUGAUGGAUAUUCAUAUGAAAGGGAGGCCAUCGAGAGCUGGAUCAACACUAAGAACCGCUCCAGCCCCAUGACCAACCUCCCCUUACUGACCACCCUGCUCACCCCUAACUUCACCCUGAAGAUGGCUAUCGGCCGCUGGAAGACCAGCCACUAGCAUCCGAAAUACCGCGGUGCCCUAAGUACUUUCCCUAAGGUAGAAGCUGGAGUUCAGUGCUCACAGGGAUGCCACAGCAUGUCAGGUACAGGUGUUUGUUCCAUUUGAAGCAUCUGCACACUGUGGGAGCUCUCAUUUGUAAAACUGCAUUUUUUUUUACCACUGGGGAGCAGAAAGGCAAAAUCAUAGCAACAGGUCUAAAUGUACUUUCAUCUUAUUUAGUUUUUAUAGCCAGUAUGUUCGUGAUUAAUUUUCUGUUUACACAUCAAGUUGAUCCCGUAGUGCUCCUUUUGAAAGUUUAAUGCGGCUAGAACCAAAAUUUUUAUAGCGACAAAACUUUAUAGUGAAUUUCAGGGAAUUUUUGUCGUCCAGUCCGCAACUGUACUGUUUUGGUUCACUCUCGCUGUUCACAUGGGGUCACUUUCAGCGGAAAAGCUGUAAAAACCUUCUGUACACUACCUGCUCAGCAACAAACGGCAGACUGACACAGUUGGUGAUGAGCUGGUGAACACAGUGGAGCAUUUUGCAGCUUAAGAGACAGACAUCGUCCGCAGGAGUUGGAGGAGACCAAAAACUGAGCUAAAAAGGGAGUGAGUAUUGGUCUUGAGUUCAUCAGGUGGCCACAACCACGACUCCAACGGAAUGAUAAUGUUGCUCCAUGUCUGCUGGAUGUGUAAAUAAGCAACUCUUUGCUAACAAGUUCACCAUAUCAAUGUAAAAUGUGUGUCAGUGCUGUGUUAACAAGCUGUUUCUGCUGCCUACAAGUGGGCAAAAAAAAAUAAAAACCCUUACUGCAGGUUUAAUGUUCACCAGCCUUUCAUCUAAUGCUCGGUCUGCCAGCUGCUCAGAAACACACCCGGGUCUGUUUACCUUGCUAAGUGUAAAUCAUUUGCCUUAGCUUUAGGUCAUUGUUCACAAAGCAGGUAGCGCACAAGUGGUUUCUUUCAGCAGAUAAUGGCCAGUUUCUUAGUCUGAGUAAAAAAAAGGUGACUUAUAAUAUUUUUUUUUUAAAAAUGAAAUGAAGUGCAGACAAAUAACAUGUUGAUUACUUCAUCAAGUUCACCAUUUCUGGUGAUCUAGCAACCCUCAUGAGACACAGGUUUGCUAAACCAUGUUUUUUUUUUUUUCUGGUCUUAAAAUGAGUUGCAUCUAUAAUACUUGUACCCAUUAGAUCCUUGUGAACAAAGCUAAACAAAGAAAACCUUUGAUUGGGAGGCCUUUAGUGUUGUGUGCAUUUUUUGUUGUUUAGCACUUUUUGACAAUUAGUAAUGUUGGUCAUGUUUGUGAAAACACUAUUUGCUUGUAAGCAUUAAAUAUAAUACAUACAGUACAUAUGCGAUUUAGAUUGUCUGAACAUUAUAGGACAUUUCUUAUUAAAAACCCAGUGAGAAUAGUGUUUGGCCAAAGUAGUUUAUGGGUUACAUCCCUGUUCAAGCUAACACCCAGCUAUUAAUUUUAUUUGUGUCAUUAAUAAAGACAUUUCUGGAUCAUUCAGUAAUUGCAAUGUCCACGUUUUUAUACAAGUACUUUAUUUUUAAGGCUUGGUUAAAUGUAAGUUUAUAUAAAUUUGGUUGCUCUGUGAAAGGAAAAGUUUUUAUCCAUUCAUACGCACUGCACAUCUUAGCCAACAUGUUAUGGAUUAUACUGUGAAAAAAGCAGAUGUAGAAAUGUAGUCCUCCAUUAAUAUUUUAUUAUACCACAAUAAUAAUGUGGUAACAUUCUGUAAUCCAUAGUAUGACUCUGAAAAGGGUAUAUGACAACUAUGGACAUAUAGCGAUGUAAGAAGUCUCUUAAGAUUUGUUAUCAUCCUCUGUUGCUUGUGUAAGUGCUUUCUCUGUGUCCAAAUAAACCAGUAAACACUU
This is a messenger RNA of Chelmon rostratus (copperband butterflyfish), 3384 nucleotides long. It is a transcript of the gene wdsub1, whose product is annotated as WD repeat, sterile alpha motif and U-box domain containing 1. Gene Ontology annotation, molecular function: ubiquitin-protein transferase activity; protein binding. NCBI's taxonomy places the organism in Eukaryota, Metazoa, Chordata, Actinopteri, Chaetodontiformes, Chaetodontidae. The record is from RefSeq and is a predicted model, not a curated record. Gene Ontology annotation, biological process: protein ubiquitination. The transcript has 13 exons. Bases 62 to 1522 code for a protein of 486 amino acids.